GACAACUCCAGUCCGCAAGCGGAGCCUAACUCCCGAAGAAGCCAAACAGAUCCAAAGUAUUUCUCGCCCUCUUAAACCCUAAUAUCAUCUGGCAGCUCCCCUAAAACGCACCGGCGCCAAGGAGACCAAAGCGAAAACAACCAUUGUAAACGAUAACAAUGGCGGACAGCAAGGCGGUGACUAUUCGGACGAGGAAGUUCAUGACCAACAGGCUCCUGUCCAGGAAGCAAUUCGUCAUUGACGUUUUGCAUCCUGGGAAGGCCAAUGUGUCCAAGGCUGAGCUGAAAGAGAAGCUGGCAAGGAUGUACGAGGUGAAAGACUCCAAUUCCAUAUUUGUAUUUAAGUUCCGUACUCAUUUUGGAGGCGGGAAGUCCACUGGGUUCGGGCUGAUUUAUGAUUCUGUUGAGAAUGCAAAGAAGUACGAGCCCAAGUACAGGCUAAUCAGGAAUGGACUAGAUACUAAGGUGGAAAAAUCAAGAAAGCAGUUAAAGGAAAGGAAAAACAGGGCCAAGAAAAUCCGAGGCGUAAAGAAGACCAAGGCUGGUGAUGCUGCCAAGGGCGGGAAGAAGAAGUGAGAUUGUUAAGAUUCUGUGCCAUCUCUUCAGUAAUGUUCUAGCUGGAUUCUUGAGGAUGUUUAUUCUUUUCUUAGCUAUAAUUUUAAGCUUUUGACGUCGUUUUUGAGGUGUAACCUUGAGGAUUUUUAUUCUUAAUUCUUUUGUUAGCUAUAAUUUUAAGCUUUUGACUU
Alnus glutinosa is the source of this 745-nucleotide messenger RNA. Its product is annotated as small ribosomal subunit protein eS24z-like. Gene Ontology annotation, biological process: translation. The coding region runs from base 159 to 575 and encodes 138 amino acids. Gene Ontology annotation, cellular component: ribosome. Lineage: Eukaryota; Viridiplantae; Streptophyta; Magnoliopsida; Fagales; Betulaceae. The transcript has 6 exons. Gene Ontology annotation, molecular function: structural constituent of ribosome. The record is from RefSeq and is a predicted model, not a curated record.